Messenger RNA from Rotaria sp. Silwood1, 3708 nucleotides. The record is from the annotation of a GenBank genome assembly. NCBI's taxonomy places the organism in Eukaryota, Metazoa, Rotifera, Eurotatoria, Philodinida, Philodinidae.
AUGGAACGAAAUUGUCAUUUGAAAUUACAUAAACCAAAAGAUUCUUCACCCGCAACAUCUACCAACGUAUUUGCAUCAUCAUGUAUUAAAUUACUGAUCAACAACUGCAUAAUGAAAGCAAUGAUUGAUUCCGGUUCUGACGGUUCCUUUAUUAGUCCUGAAGCACUAGCUAAACUUAACCCGCAACCAACUAUUUAUCCAACUAGUAAAAACUUCCAAGCAAUGAAUGGUACAAAAGUGCAUGUUUCUGGUUAUGUAAUAAUAACAAUGGAUUUUAAUCAAUAUUUAUCUAAAGAAACAGUCUAUGUAUCACCACAGACCAACAUAGAUUUACUUUUAGGACAAACAUGGAUCAAAAAACACCAAGCAAUUCUUAAUUGUAAAGAUCAAUGUGUUACUAUUAUGACUGAUGAAGGUUCAAAAUCUAUUCCAUAUAUACCAACAUAUGAUGAUAAUAGCAGUGACCCACAUCAACAAUAUAACAUUCGAUUGGUACAUGACAUUACCAUUAAACCUCGAACUGUACAACCAGUUGAUGCUAUUUGUCCAUCAAUUUCGAACGCGGACACAGUUAUUUUCCGUCCACGACAACAAUUACAAGAAGAUCUAUCAAUAUUGAUUCCAAAUAGCUUAUUGAACAUUUACCAUCAUCGAACGACAUUGUAUAUUGUUAAUCAUACAAAUACCGAUUGUGUAUUACCCAAAAAUUCAAAAUUAGGUAAAGUUCGUCAUGUACCAUUAACUAAUCUUUGUUGUAAUAUUACGGAAUCAUCGGAGCAAUCACAGCAAAAUGAUGCUAUACCAGAUAAAAUUGUCCAAGAUAUUAAUACAUUAAUUAAACACUUACAACCAGAACAACAACAAUUAAUUCGCCAAGUAUUAUUACAAGAAUGGAAAGUUUUCGACACCAGCAAACCAUCUCAAGCAAUAAACUUGAAAACCAAGCAUCGAAUCAUAACACAGGACCAUCCACCUAUUUAUCAAAGCGCUUAUCGUGUUCCUGAAUCCAUUAAACAACAACAGAAACAAUUAACCGAAGAAAUGGAAAAGAAUGGUCAAAUUAGCAAAUCACAAUCGCCAUGGGCAUCUCCAGUCCUACUGGUGAAGAAACACGAUGGAAGUCCAAGAUUCGUUGUUGACUAUAGAAAGCUUAACGCUAUUACUAUCCGAGAUAGUUACCCACUCCCUCGAAUAGAUGAUACUAUUAACCAACUAGCUGGAGCACGAUAUUAUUCAAAAUUUGAUUUAAAAAGUGGAUACCACCAAAUACCAAUUGAUCAUCGGGACAAACACAAAACAGCUUUCAUCACGUCAUAUGGUUUGUUUGAAUUCAACGUCCUGCCGCAGGGCCUGAUUAAUGGUCCACCAGUUUUCCAAAGAAUUAUGAAUGAAAUAUUAGGUGAUUUACUUGGGCAUCAUUGCUUGGUCUAUUUAGAUGAUAUAAUUACGUUUUCCAAAACCAUACAUGAUCAUGCUAAAGCAAUUCAUGCUAUAUUAAAUGCAUUAAAUAAUCACAACUUCAAAUUAAAUCUGUCGAAAUGUGCUUUAGCUCAUGAACAAAUUGAAUAUCUUGGACAUGAGAUUAAUUAUAAAGGUUAUAGACCAUUGCAGAACAACAUCAAAGCUGUCAUUGAUAUUCCACCACCAAAAACAUAUGAUGAAGCUCAUCGAUUUUAUGGCAUGGCAAAUUAUUACCGCUCAUUUGUCAAGAAUUUCGCACAAGUUGCCUAUCCAUUGCAAAGAUUUCAAGCAAAGAAAGGCGAAUUCAUAUGGAAAGAUGAACAACAAUUAGCAUUUGAUACAUUAAAGAACCAACUAGUAUCAGAACCAUGUAUGUUAACAUUUCCAAUACCUGAUGUUCCAUUCAUAUUAGCCACGGAUGCAUCAAAAUAUGGCAUUGGUGCAACAUUGAAACAAAAAGUCGGAAAGAACGAACAUGUAAUUGUAUAUUUAUCUCAAAAUUUAAACAAAGUAGAAAGAAAAUGGUGUGUUACUGAACAAGAAUGUUGGGCAAUUGUGUGGGCAAUUAAGAAGUUAAGAAUUUAUUUAUAUGGUACAAAAUUUACUAUUAUUACAGAUCAUCACCCGUUAUGCUGGCUAAAUAAACAUAAAUCUGAAAAUGAAAGACUUUAUCGUUGGUCAUUAGUUUUACAAGAAUAUGACUUCGAUAUUAAACAUAAAAGUGGCUCAUGUCAUUUAGAUGCGGACUGUUUAUCAAGAUCCACACCCACAAAUGAUAUGAUCAAUAACCCUGAUAAUGACGACCAUAACGAAGAUAAUAUUCCACUUCACAAUGAAUUUCGUCCAUCAACCAUCUCAAACAACACCAACACCUCAUAUAAUAAUGCAGUACAAACACGUGCACAAAAAUCUGCUUUGAAUAAUACAUUAUCAAUUCCAAAAUCAAAGUCUCAAGCAACAGCAACAUCAAUUAAAUUUAAAUCUAAUAAUUCAACUUCACAACUUGGUUUCGAUUAUUUGAAAAUUCCACAACAACAAUUAGUUGAUCCACUUAUUCAAAAACGGAUUCAUGAAAUACAAGAACACCCAAAUAAUUAUCCAUCAUUUGUGGUUGAGAAUGGUGUUUUAUACAAACUUAUUGAGAUCCAUCCAAGCCGAACCAAAAAGAAAAUCCCAUGGGUACCACAAUCAAUGAUCAAAGAUUUAUUAUAUUCAGCUCAUAUGCACCCAACAGCAGCACACUACGGAUCAGAUAGAACCUACUACAAAUUAAAAAAUAUCUACUAUUGGCCCAAUAUGUUAAAGGACGUCAAACAAUAUGUCCAACAAUGUUUAUUAUGUUCAAAAUAUAAUAUUCCCCGAUAUAAACCACCUGGACUAUUGGAAACACCAGAACCACCAAAUGAAAUAUUCGACUUAAUUGGCAUUGAUUUUUGGGGCCCAACACGUGAAACUACUAAUAAUGGCAAUCGAUAUAUAAUUACGUGCACAGAUCAUCUUUCAAAAUUUGUCAUCGCCAAAGCAAUACCAACAGCCUCAGCAAACGAAGCAGCUAAAUUUAUCGUUGAAGAUAUAAUUUUCAAGUAUGGUCAUGUUCCUAAACACAUCCUCACCGACCAGGGCUCCCAUUUUCACAAUAACUUGAUACAAGCAAUUACGAAAGAUAUUGGAAUCAAUCACAUCUUCUCAACAGCCUUCCAUCCUCAAACGAAUGGAAUCACCGAAAGAUUUAAUGCGACAAUCAAACCACAGCUAUGUAAAUUACAAGAUUCGAAUCGGAAUAACUGGGACGAAUAUUUACUUCCGAUUAUUUACUCUUAUAAUAUUGGUCAACAUCGAACAACGAAAUAUUCACCAUACCAAAUAGUAUAUGGAAGAAACCCUACUUUACCAUUUGACAAGCCUCAACCGAUGGUUCAAUUUAUAAAAUCUAAUGAUUAUUACAAUCAAUUCCGUCGAUAUCGCUCAUUUAUUAUACAACAGGUUCGAAAUAAUAUCCAAAAACAACAAAAAUUAAAUAAACAACGUUAUGAUCUACAUCGACAAAAUAUUCAAUAUAAAAUAGGACAGUUGAUAUUAGCAAAACCAGCUAUACGGAAUAACAAAAUGCAAGAAAUAUUUGAAGGACCAUAUCGUGUAAUUGAUAUUCUUGGACCAGUGACAUAUGUAAUCAAAUUAGAACAUUCAAAUUAUGUUAGACAAGUACAUGUGAAUAUAAUGAAACCAAUCUUUGAAUCACAAGAUUAA